Messenger RNA from Sphaerodactylus townsendi, 1315 nucleotides. RefSeq lists its product as uncharacterized. The transcript has 5 exons. The record is from RefSeq and is a predicted model, not a curated record. Bases 1 to 858 code for a protein of 285 amino acids. NCBI's taxonomy places the organism in Eukaryota, Metazoa, Chordata, Lepidosauria, Squamata, Sphaerodactylidae.
AUGGCGGUGGGAGAUGACAAGGUAUUUGGUCUGGGCGUGCCUCAUGUCACCCACGUGGAAGCCGGCCCUUCAUGGGUGUUACAGCUGCUUUGCCUGGUCUACAAGACGAGAGGUACGGGAGUAGCUGGCUCCGGAUAUUUCUCAUCACUCAGAAGUAGCUCUCAUGUGACAUUGCACCUCUGCAGUGAAGGAGAAAAGGAAGUGGGGGAUGUGGAAGCCCAGAUCCUCUCAAGACAACUCUAUACCUGGACUGUACUGCUUGGGCUAAGUGUUUUUACAUCCUUCCACUUGGCCCCAAGCAAGGCAGAGGAGGUUACGGAAGAUGCCACUUCAGAGCAAGCAAGGAAAACCCCAGAGGAGCAUGGAGUGAAUCCAGACACUUGUGAUUUCAGCUUCCACAUCCCUUGGUCUGGCAGUGCUUGCCCACCCACUGUCCCAGCAUCCCCGCCAGCCUCUCAAGAAGACCUGGACCAUCUGAAGACUCUGUUGCAGGACUGUGGCAGCAUCUUGACGAACCUUCAGGCUGCGGCUGCUUCAGAGGCCAGUCAGUCCAGAUAUCAGGACAUUGUUUCUGAGCUGCUGCCAGGUAUAAGAGACACCAACUCAGAGCUUCAUGAGAUCCUCCAGAAGUUCUUGAGGGAACUUGAAGAUCACAUCCAAGAGGACGAUCAUCCUCAUGUGGCAGAUGAAAAAAAGAAGUUGCAGGAACACUUACGGAUGAUGGAUCAUUUGCUUCAAGUCACUGGCCGCCUUGCCGAGCAGUUGGAUCAAACAUCCCAAAACCUCUUGGUGACAUUAACCAAACCCUUGGAGGAAAGCGCUGCCCUUUUGUAUCGGAGUCUCCUGCAGUCAUCCUAACCAUGCGCUUGUUCUACUCUGAAGUCAACAAAAGCUUUCAUGGAUUCAGCUCACAUGGUGUUCUAGCAUUUCCACACGUGGGCCUUGUUCCUGGGCCAGAGCCUAUGCAGUUUAUCAUGCACCAAAGCAUGUUUUGUUGAAAAAUUGCUGUCUCUCUUUUGCAAUUCUGUGCAUUGGAGCAUUCUACAUGGAAUGUCAGGUCAGGCUUAGGAUGCAUUGGGACAAGAUGGUGGGUCAGGAGUUUGCGGAGUCAGGAGGGUUCAAGAAGCACAGUUGUCCAGGCUGCUUUUUCUCAUUAUCCAAUAUCUAUCUUCAGGAACUUUCCCAGUGGGAAACUGCACCAGAUCCAUCUAGCUGGCACAGAAUCUCUUUCAGGCAAGGAUCUUUGCUAAUAUUGACUCUUUGAGCGUUUGAAAUGAAAGGCCUUUAGAAUUUUAAACAUGUUACUUGCAGAGAA